AUGUCUUCACGUUCAAGGGUUGACACACGCAGUGAAUCUCGGCCCACCACUGUGGCGUGUGAGGCGUGUCGGAGAUUGAAGAUGAAGUGUAUCCGACCAUCAAACUAUGGGGAAGAAAAUUCGACAGAGCCAUGUCAGCGAUGUAGAAGCACCAACCGCAUAUGCAAAAUCCCAGAACCGAAAAGACUUGGCAGAAGGCCCGGUGCCAUAGGUCGAUAUCACGGUAUAGAAAAGGCCUAUAGAAAAAUUCAGUCGGAGUUGAAAAAGAAAAGGGGCCCUCGUUCUGACGCAAAUUCCGAUCAGGGUGCCGUUUUUGACAUGGGUGACGAGCCCAUCCUAGACUCUUUGCUCUCCAGUCAGCCAAUUGAAGCAGUCGAGUCUACCCAAAUACCCCUCGAGCAAGAAUCCGAGGGCUCAAGCACUCAUGGCUCAAGCCAGGAGUCUAUAAGUCUGCAGCAAAACGAGCCUUUGGCAGACGUGAUUCCGCAGUCCAGUCACGAACCAGUGAGCAAUCCGUUGGCCUUGUUGGCGGAUGCCUCAGAUGUCCUCCAGUCGUUGGAACCAAAUAAAACAUCUAACAAGACCUUGUCAACAUCCGAACACGCACCGUAUGUGACGCACACAUCAGCCACAUUGGGCAAUGGAAUGGGGUUUGACCGGGAACUACUUCAUAGGCCUGGCUAUGUUUCCCUUGGCCUCAAAUUGAGCAAAGACAAACUACAAGCAGGAAUAGAUGCUCUCAUCCACUCUCCUGAGAGUCCAUGUUACUAUUCAAACUAUUUUGCAACGCCUACACUAUUGCCUCUGCGUGAUGUUGGCCCCGAAUUUGACCCGGUGGACCUUGGCCUGGUGACCAUGGAUGAGGCCUGUUACCUGUUUCCAGUGUGGGUCAAUCUGUUGUUAACCCUGUCGAUUUGCAAGAUACUGAUAUGUAUUAGAUACUUUAUCCGCCUCCACCCAGUAAAUGGGAUCCUGGAUCCGAUGCUCCACACGCCGGAUUUUGUCCGCUCGCGGUCGGCUCUCUUAUUCACUUGGAUACUGGCUUUGACUGCACAGUUCGAUCAUGGGUCAGGACCAUUAGCCAAGCGACUACGUAUUCAUGGCAAAAAGCUAUCGAGGCAUGUUCACACCUCCGGUUAUAAGUCCGUCGAAAUUGUACAAGGCUAUUACAUCUCCCUCGUAUCGGCCAACCCAGCAGAGACAUUGGCACAAGAACGUUCAUGGCUCUACACAAUGCAUGCCUUUGGUCUAGCAGCCGAAUUAGAUCUCGACCAAGAUCUUCAUUCCAAGCAUGCAUCAGGUGCCCAAAGCCUGGAUCGACCCGCCCGACCACAGUCCCCAGAAACACCCUUUUCAUAUUUAACAACGGGUAGUGCUCAAAGUGAUUCUCAUGAUAAUCAACGUAUGGCUCGGAAUCGUCAGAGAACAUGGCUGAGGAUUCUGUUAUGGGAACGUGCGAACAGUGCUGCCUGUGGCAGAACACACACCUUUCCGGAAACAAGCUUGACAAAAAGUGUCGACAGUUGGUGGCUCCACCCUAUGGCAGAUCCCACGGACAAACAUACAUGUGCGUUCAUCACUUUGCGAAGAAUUCUUGCCUCGCUACAGAAUGAUUUGAGACACAAGGCUCAUUCAACACAUGUUGAUCCCCAUUGGGUGCGAGAAACGGUUGAUGUAGCACUGAAGCCCUGGUGUGAGCUUUGGCUAUCACAUCCAGCACCAAACUUUAUUACAUCGCCCUCUGAAAAGCUGUCGAGUAUCUUUCUUCGGUAUGUUUAUCUUCAUGGAAGACUAUGGACUUUGUCUUUUGCCCUCCAUGGGUCAAUCAACGGGGAUCGACACGUCAGUGAAAUCAGGGCAGAUUGCUUCGAGGCUGCAAUCAAUGCCUGCGAAGUUGCUGUGCACGAUCUAGACACUAUCGGUGAGCCAUUGUACUGCAUGCUAGCUCCAACGUGGGCUAUGAUAUCUUACGCCGGCGUAUUGGCUUUGAAGCUCUUCCCCGCCCUAUAUGGCCAUCGCGUCGGAAGCGAUGUCGAACUUCUUGCUCUUCUCAGUCAAGUCGCUAUCCAAUUAGAGUGUGCAGGAACGACUCCACCGCAUCGAUUUGGUAUUGCCGGGUUGUUGGGGCAACAUCUUAUGAUGAUCCUGAGAUCGAGAGCGACAGGGUCGAAAUUCUCAGCACAUUCCAGUCAACCCACGUCAGAUACACCUCAUUCCGCCACAAGCUUUGACGGAGGAACACGAUUAUUUGCCCAACAGCCCUCUUCUACACGCCCACAUCACUCUCUCGUUUCCGAUUAUGAUCCUUUCCUGACGACAGCUUCGAUGUCUACACAGGGGAGCUUGACUGGAGAGAGCUUUGCUGACUUCUUUCGGGAAACUUUCGGGCCUGGAUUUGGAGGUGUAUUCUGA
This is a messenger RNA of Penicillium salamii, 2412 nucleotides long. Lineage: Eukaryota; Fungi; Ascomycota; Eurotiomycetes; Eurotiales; Aspergillaceae. The record is from the annotation of a GenBank genome assembly.